GGGGUCCGGAGAAAGGAACGGAGCGUUCCUUUCUUUUUUUUUAUUCAUUUUCCUUUUUCUUUUUAAUAACGCAUCGUCAUGACGACCAUCUCCUCCACCACCAUCUCGUCCUACCGAAAGCGGUUUGGUAAUGAAGGCAGGACCUCGAGUCGCCGCUUUGCGAGCCCGAAGGGCGCGCGAGGGCAUUCCGACGCGCCCGCGACGCUCUACGCGAGCGGCAAGACCACCGGAGCGUGGAGCGGAACCGCGUCGGCGGCGGCUGAGACUCACGACAUCAACCUGUCCGGCGCCGUGAGCGCGGAUUUGGCGCGCGCCAACGAGAAGGCGCAGAUGCAGUCGCUUAACAACCGCUUCGUCAGCUACAUAGAGAAGGUGCGGGUGCUGGAGCAGCGCAACGAGGCUCUGCGCGCGGAGUUGGAGCGCUGGCGCGGGAACGGACCCACGCGCCUCGCCGAGCUGUGCGCGCACGAGGUGGCCGAUCUGCGGCGGCACGUGGACAAACUGACCAAUGAGAAAGCGAUAGCCGAGGUACAACGGGACAACUUCCUCGUGGACAUAAAACGGAUCCGAGCCAAGUUGCAGGAGGAGAUUCUCCUGAGAGAGGAAGCUGAGAGGAGCACACAGAGCUUCAGACAGGAUGUGGACAUUGCCGCUCUUGCUCGAGUGGACCUGGAGAGGAAAGUGGAGUCCCUUCAGGACGAACUUCGGUUCCUCAAGAAGCUCCAUGAAGAGGAGCUGAGAGAGAUACAGGCUCAGAGUCAGCAGCAGCAGCAGGGUUGUGUGGAUCUGAACGUGUCUCAGCCUGAUCUGACCUCGGCCCUGAGGGAAAUCCGGGUGCAGUAUGAGAAUCUGGCCUCCAAGAAUGCGCACGGGUCUGAGGACUGGUACGACUCCAAGCCCUACUUGUCAUGGCUUAAAUCCCUCCAUAUUGUGGAUAUGGAUUUGCAGUUUUCCGAUCUCACCGAAGCCGCAAACAGAAAUAAAGAAGUUUUGCGAGCGGCCAGGCAGGAGGCCAACGAGAGCCAGCGCCAGGUGCAGGCUCUGACCUGUGAGGUGGACACCCUCAAGAGGACAAAUGAGUCUCUGGAGCUACAAAUGAGACAAAUGGAGGAGAACUUUGCUCUGGAGUCCUCGGCUUAUCAGGACACCAUCAGGUGUCUGGAGGAGAACAUCCUGAACCUGAAAGAUGAGAUAGCUCGACAGCUGCACGAGUACGAGGACCUGCUCAACAUCAAGAUAGCACUGGACAUUGAGAUCGCCACCUACAGGAAGCUUAUGGAAGGAUCUCAUUCUCUUUGCCAAACUUCUCAACCCCUCACACUGAGAGACCAUGUGCUGGAGUCCAGAACCUCCACGAAGGUUCUCAUCAAGCCCACUGAGAGCAGAGAUGGAGAGGUACCACUUAAAGCCUUCCUUGUUUGCUGUGAUAAUAAUAUGGUGGUUAAUGAGUCUACGCAGAACCACGAAGAACCGGAGUGACCUACCUUCUUCCCUGCUUCGAUUCACACCUCGUCCAAACACACAACACACGACACACAGCAGCAUCAUCCGUCCCUGUGAGGCCUACAGAAAUAACCGCUGUCCCUCUGCUGCUACUUUCCAGCACUUUUUCCACUCAGGAGUUAACCGAGUUCUUUCUCCAGAUAUUAAUGUCACAGUAAUAACGUCGGAUUAAUCAGAAAUGGCAGAAUUUUCACUUUUUUAAAUGUAUGUUUAUAUACUGAGAUGAUUAUUUUAACCAUUUUAUUUCAAACCUCACUCUUUUAAAAAAUUUAAAUAUUAAAAAAUAAUAAUAAUAAAAUAAAUAAAUACAAUUAAAUUAAAUUUAAAAAAUAAAAUAAAAAAUAUAGAGUAAUAUUAGAUGAAUUAUUUUAUGUUUAAGUCAAAGUGAUUAAAGAUGAGAUCCAGACUCAGAGAAAAUAAUAAUUUAGCUUUUAAUAAUAUUAUUUUAACUGAUUUAUUAGGAAUUAAGAGUAGAUAAGCAGGUUCACAGGUACAGGGGAAAUGUUUAACAUAUAGGAUCAAAUCAUGUUAAAAAAAUAAUAAAAUUGAUAAGAAUAUAAAGUAUAUCAUGUUACUGAUUCAUCAUAACAGUAAUGAUUUUAGAGCGAAAAAACUAUAUAUUUUAUUCUUAAUGGUUCAAGGUUCAUGAUUUGUCACAUAUAUAUUACAUAUAAUGAAAUA
This is a messenger RNA of Hemibagrus wyckioides, 2184 nucleotides long. RefSeq names its product vimentin like (gene viml). Lineage: Eukaryota; Metazoa; Chordata; Actinopteri; Siluriformes; Bagridae. The coding region runs from base 79 to 1479 and encodes 466 amino acids. The record is from RefSeq and is a predicted model, not a curated record. Gene Ontology annotation, molecular function: structural constituent of cytoskeleton. The transcript is spliced from 9 exons. Gene Ontology annotation, cellular component: cytoplasm; axon; plasma membrane. Gene Ontology annotation, biological process: intermediate filament organization.